UCAUAAAAAAUAUGUGAAGAUGAAAGUUAUUUUUAAUUAUUUAUUUUGAAUAAUAUAUUUGACUUUUCGUUUGGUACUAAAAUGUCUAGUGUAAUCCCACUUGAAGAUUGGUUAUUCGGGUACUGUUUUGUUACGUUGUGAACGUCGUGUCUAUAUUUAGAAGCAAAGUUUACAUAAAUUAUGAUUUUAAUAAAGCUAACAGUACAAUUCUCGCGAAUAAGAAACAAGGUGAUCACAAGGAUUGUAGAAGAGCGUGCUCCGAGUAAGGAUGGUGCACCUGGAGAUGACGGGGGGCCAACAAUGCUGCAGCACAUUAACUAUAAAUGAUCUGCCCAAUGAACUGCUUAUCUACAUUUUUUCUAAAAUAGAUUUUGAAUCACUGCUGGCCGUAGCAAAAGUUUGUAUGAGAUGGCAGCAACUCUGCCUGACCCCAUGUGUGUGGGACAACACGCGCCUCAUUGUGUGCAUGAAAAACUAUGUGAGGAUAAGUGAAAACAUUGUGCCUUUUGUAGCAAAGUAUUUAAAAAAUGUAAAAUUACAGUAUUUCAAGUUGUAUUCACAAGUAAGGGCUUCCCUCAUUAGCUACUGUCCUAACUUGACUCGUCUAGAAAUUAGCAUAUCUCAAGUUGAUAGUUGUAUAUUCGAUGAUCUACAAUACUGGCCUAAUUUAAAAUUUCUGAGUUUCCGUAAUUCUUUAAUAGUACAAAACCCAGAGAAUGCAAAUGGGAAUUUUGUUUACCACUUGCCUUUUGAAAAAUUAAAGAAUCUUGAAACUUUGGUUCUCUCAAAUUUUGCUCUUACACAUAGCAGCCUUUACAGCAUGCUCGAAUGUAACAGUUUAGUGAGUAUUAAUAUGGAAAAAAUGAAAAAUAUCCCUGCAGAUUUCUUAGAAUCCUUGCUGAGGACCAAGCAAGCCACUCUUGAAGCAUUGUACAUUUAUGGAGACACAUUGAAUGAUGAUAUAGUUCGCUACAUAUCCAACUGCAAGGCGCUACAGGUCCUGCAUGUCAUGACCUGCAAAACCCUGUUUGAUUCCAGUCUGUUGCACUUAAACAGGUUAAAAAACUUACGAUCACUCAAAUUGCGACAUGGGUAUUUUUCAACCACAGCUUUACUUGGUUAUUUUACAAAUAAUGUGUUCCAACACUUGACUUACCUGAGUCUCUCCCGCUGCCCGCACGUGACCAUGCAGGUUGCCCGGGCCAUCAAAGCAAGUGCACCCAAUCUUGAGGAAAUGUCAUUCUAUUUGUGCCCAUUUAUUUGUGCUCCAGGUUUUAACCGAGGAGAGUUAGAAAAUAUGUUCAAUAUACAACUACUCCUUGACUAA
Cydia splendana is the source of this 1327-nucleotide messenger RNA. RefSeq names its product F-box/LRR-repeat protein fbxl-1-like. Bases 269 to 1327 code for a protein of 352 amino acids. Gene Ontology annotation, molecular function: protein binding. Lineage: Eukaryota; Metazoa; Arthropoda; Insecta; Lepidoptera; Tortricidae. The record is from RefSeq and is a predicted model, not a curated record. The transcript has 2 exons.